Coniophora puteana RWD-64-598 SS2 is the source of this 243-nucleotide messenger RNA. RefSeq lists its product as uncharacterized. The record is from RefSeq and is a predicted model, not a curated record. The transcript has 9 exons. NCBI's taxonomy places the organism in Eukaryota, Fungi, Basidiomycota, Agaricomycetes, Boletales, Coniophoraceae. Bases 1 to 243 code for a protein of 80 amino acids.
AUGACGGAAGUUACGUCACUCAACCAUGCUCAAGCGGUCACGUUGGCACUGUUCGCUAUCACGACGUACGAUUACCUCCUCAAUCUCUCUCUGGAGAUUGACUUAGUCUGGGGCAAGAAGUUUACCACGAUGACAUUUGUUUUUGGCAUGCUACGCAUCUUGGGUUUCCUGUGGGCUAUCGCAGAGAUCCUCGUUUCUUCUGGAGUGUCAUUCCCGGAGCAGGGGUACGUUAUGAUUGACUAA